AUAUAACUGAUGUAUAGCUGUAUGAUUUUAUUACAGUAUCUUUCCAACAAGUCUUGCUGUUUUAAUGAAAUGGCAAGUGUGAAAAUGAAUUUGCAUGUUGGGAGAGGAAGUGAAUUUAAAAUUGCUUAGCAACUAACAAAUAGAAUUUGUGUAUUUUAAAUAAUUAUAUUCCUGUGAGCAGACAAAAUACUGAACGCUAACUUAAAAUUUAAAAUCCAUCCUCAUUAAUUUUAUCAAUUUAUCACGAUGAUGUCCAUGGAAUAUUUCAGGAAGAAUGGGAAGGAAAAUUUUAAGAUUUUGAAAUCUGUCUGGGAGGUUAUAAAAGAUUAUUUAGUGAUACUUUUGGCAAUGAUAGCUGUUCUAGUUGCUGGAAUGGAGGUAACAUCCGGCAGUUUUGAAUGUGUUCCAGUUGUCAAUUGUCGCAACAUAGCAAAUAACAUUUCGAAUGCCUCGUGGCCACAAGCAAAUUUAAAAUUUUCUAGUAUUUGCAGAAAAUACUACCGGUCUCAGACUACAAGCUUUGCGGAACGAACGGAAGUCGUUACAGAUCAAAAUAUCAACUGUUUAUACAAAAGUUUUGUCAAUUCAGAAUGCAGUAAAAGCGUAAUUCCAAACUACCUUGCUUAUUUGUGGAUCGUGUUGUUCGCUGAAGCAUUAUUGCUUUUCAUUCUCGACAAUUUCUGGUUGAAAAUUCCUUUAACUUCGUCGGUAAUUGAAACAUUUGUUGAUCUUGUGAUGACGUGUUACGAUUCACCGUGUCCUAAUUUUGAAGUCACUUUUGCAUUAUUUCAGUCAAAUUAUAAGAAAACCUCUGGAUAUGUGAGCAUCCCAAAUGAUGGUACUCCCAACUUAAACGAUGAAUUCUAUAAUUUAGAUUCCCUUCCUGACAGUACAACUACUAGUGCGUUGAAGGGUUUGUAUGAGAAAGUACAAACACUAGCACAAAACUUGGCCAUCGCGUCCCAAUGUCACAAUUUCACGUCUCUCAAUCAGAAAUGUGCUUUUAAAUUACCUCAACAAUCUUUUGAUCAGCUAUCCGAUAUAGAUCCAAUAUGUGGAGAUCUUGGAUUUCUUCUUCAUUUAUUGGAUUCUUACAACAAAAUGUACGUUAUAAGGUUUGCUCAUUUCCUUUCAAAAGAGAACAGAAAGAAGAUCGAUGCCCAUACAUUUAACAUUAAAUUUCCUAUUUCACUUCUACAAGCCACUGUAGAAAAAGAACAAAAAUUAUCGUUUAGCACUCUUCCAGGAAUUCCUCAGACGAUUUUUCAUCACUUAGUGUGCCAAAAUCUCGUCCACCUCACAUUUAGCGACUGCCGUUUUCAUCCCGAUGAUUUUGAGAACUUUAACAAGCUUACCUAUCUGAAAGAUUUGUCCAUGCUAGAUUGUCACCUGACGUCAAUUCCAAAAGGAAUUUUUGUUUUGGAAUGGCUUGAAAAUCUUCAUCUUAGUAGAAAUCUAAUAAAAAAAAUUGAUGUUGAAAUUUCAGCUUUGAAAAUGAUAAAGUUCCUCACGCUUGACAAUAACAAACUUCAAACAAUUGCACCAAACUCAUUGACACAAUUGGAAAAUCUCGAAUCACUUAAUAUUGAUUUUAAUCAUGAGUUGGAAAUGGACGCUCUCCGUGAGGUCCUUGCAUGUAGGAAUUUGAGCCACCUGGAAUGUCCAUUUCAUCUUAAAGAAAGAGUAGAUGAACUAAAUGAAACUGAAAAGGAAAAGCUAAACAAUCUCAAUCCAAAAAAGACUGGACAUAGAAGAGUAAGAGGUGGGUGAUCCCGAAAGUCCCCAAGAUUCAGUUAGAUCGUCGUUGGUGAUAUUCUUAAAACUAGCUUUUGUUUCUCAUAUGAUGUUUGGUUUAAAUACGAUGGUUUUUCUUUUAAAAUUUCUUCUUUAUAUGAUCAUUUAUUAAAAAAAUAUUAUUAUUCAUACAAUUUUUUUAAUGAAAGUUGACAUAAUUACCGAAAAUAUCUUCCCAGUAAUUAAAAUACAGGUUACCAUAAAAACAAUUGUAUAAAAAAAACCAAUAAAUAUACACCUACAAAGAAUGUUAACGCAGUUCUUAGUAUAUAUAUAAUAGUUGUAUGGGUUUUUAAGUAUAAUUUGGAAAAUACAUACACGAGUGAGUGAGUUCUUCAUAGAUAA
Xenia sp. Carnegie-2017 is the source of this 2139-nucleotide messenger RNA. Its product is annotated as volume-regulated anion channel subunit LRRC8E-like. Lineage: Eukaryota; Metazoa; Cnidaria; Anthozoa; Malacalcyonacea; Xeniidae. The record is from RefSeq and is a predicted model, not a curated record. Gene Ontology annotation, molecular function: protein binding. Bases 247 to 1770 code for a protein of 507 amino acids. The transcript is spliced from 2 exons.